AAGCUGAUGCUCUAAGAAUUGGAUGUAUAUUUGCUACAUUUGAUGAAGCACAUACAACUAUCGAAAGAUAUGCUGCAAAAACUAGUAUGAAUGUAAUUUUAGGAAGAACAACAAAAAAUCCAGAUAAAAGUG
This is a messenger RNA of Racocetra persica, 132 nucleotides long. NCBI's taxonomy places the organism in Eukaryota, Fungi, Glomeromycota, Glomeromycetes, Diversisporales, Gigasporaceae. The record is from the annotation of a GenBank genome assembly.